Messenger RNA from Pyricularia pennisetigena, 2709 nucleotides. RefSeq lists its product as uncharacterized. The record is from RefSeq and is a predicted model, not a curated record. The coding region runs from base 1 to 2709 and encodes 902 amino acids. The transcript has a single exon. NCBI's taxonomy places the organism in Eukaryota, Fungi, Ascomycota, Sordariomycetes, Magnaporthales, Pyriculariaceae.
AUGCCCCCGCUCAAACAAAACACGUUCUUGGUCUUGCCCAACGCCCCGCCAAACCACUUCACCCAUGGAGCGCCACCACCGGUUGAGGGCCUGCCUAGGCAGCCUAUCAUGACCUCUAAACAAGCUCGAAAGAGUUACAAUGAGAGGACAAGAGGCCAGAAGCGGUCAAGGGCAGAACAGCGCGAAUGGGAGCGCGCUGAGCAGGAGCGCAUCCGUAAAGAACUGGAAAAGGAGCAAAAUGCCGCCAAGGCCCGCGCCGCCAGGGAGAGGAAAAAGGCCAAGGACCUGGCCGCCCUGGAACAGAAGAAGAAGCAGGGCCUUCCGCUGGUGAGCGUAAGGCCCAGCCAGGACACCAUCGCCAGGUUCGUCCGGAAGGGUAACAAGCGUGAGAGGGAGCCGGAGCAGGCGAUGCCAGAGCCGAGGAAUACUUCCAAGUCUCCUAGCGGGACUCCUAAGCGACCACGUCUGAGUAGCAUCGAAGAACUGGAGGUUGAGGAGGGCCAUGCCGAUACCCCAUCAAUCAGCCCAAGUAUUGAGAGGAUAUCACACUCGCCCCCUAAAGCUCCGGGAUCUGGUUCUCAUUCAGAACAACCACUAAAAUGCCAGGAGGCUGCUCAAACUACCACUGCAGCGCCUGCGACUUUUUCAGUACCACCUCCACAACAAACAUCGCAAGCCACAGAGAUCUUGAAGGAUCCUACUCGGGCUAGUAAAUCAGUGGUCGAUACUACUUUGCUCCUCGAUACUGGUAUCAAACCUACUGUGAAGGCCUCGCCCAACAAGGACCGGAUUGCGUCUCAAGACAAAUCCUCUUUGCCGAAUAAAGCACACAUAUCAGAUAUCGACAAGACGCCUCAGAACAAACCACCGGUGCUUAGUCGGAUUGAUGAAACCAUCGAGCAUCCAUCGCACCCAGUAAAACCUGCUGGCACUACUGUACCAACCAACAAACCGAUAGGAGUGCCGCCCAAUCCGAGCCAUUCCGCAUUUCCUGACCGUGAAAAGUCAAGACCUUCAAAGCUGAAGUUCUCGACUGCUAGCAAUAUCAACCACAAGGCUUCCACGUCCGCGCCUACUCCCAAGGCCAAACAAACAUCGAUGGCACCGCCACCAGUUCCAUCAGCCCGAAAACCAUUAGGUCAAGUACCUCGGGAUGCUGCCGUGAAGCAGUCCCAAGCCUGCUCAAAGCCUGGACAUCCGACCCCCAACCCAACGGCUAAAGUCACGGCGGGCUCAUCUCCACAACCGCAAGCACAGCCAGACCCUUUGCCACCAAGCAGUACUCAGAAUUUCCUGGAAACUUACUUCCUGGAUAUAUUGCCGACUCCGUCUCAGGAAGAAAGGGAGCUCUGUGGCGACAAAAACACCAAGCCGGGACUCAUGGGUCCUCCUCCAAGGCCCAUGCCUCCUAACCUGACUGCCAUGAAAUCUCGGGCGAGAUCCUUCCAAAACCACACAACUCCCAAGAUGCCACCGGUCAAUGACCGCAGUCUCAAACCCCCAAAGCAGAAGUUUGCGCCGCCUCCGGUUCCUCGCUGGAUACCUGGGCAUGGCCCGCAAAGCCGACUAGGCCAGACAAACAUGAGGUCUCAGACCAACGCCAAUAGAUGGCCAAAUCAUCCAGCACCAGUCGCCAAAGUACAACAACCAGCUGUAGCAGAUCUGGAUUUUCUCUCGACUCAGGACGUCAUGCUGUCAACGCAAGAUGUGCUGGAAGUUGAGGAGCCUACUAUCAGUGUCCCUAAAAAGGCCACCCAUACAGGAGCACCAAGAUUUCUCAGGCAACACACAUCGAUGAAAGCCGAUACUAAACUGACAUCAGCAUCGUUGGAUCCCAAGCCAGCAAGUGUAUCAACAUCGCUAACCAAGAGCACAGAAGCACCUUCUACUAGACCCUCGGCUCUACUUUCUCAGUCCAAGACAUACCAAUCGCGCAGGGACCCCAAAAUGAGCAUUGAGGACUUGUUUGAUUCACAUGAUCACAGAACUUCUCUGGCAAAGAAUGCUCGACCUCGUAAUUCACAGUCCACAUCGGCUACGCGCUCGCAGGAACCCCCUGGUGUACUAGGUGGAAAAUAUGUGCUAGAUAUGCCCCACCCUCCGGAGCAGUCUAUUCCGGACCCAUCUUCAAUCCAAUCGGCCGGGGCGGACGGCAAGGCCCCCACGGCUACCGGCGGCUCUACAGACUCGGAGGCUCCUGAUUCGCAAGGGCGGCCACGGUACUUUACAUCUAGCUGCACCAACAUUCGCAUAGGACUAGCAACUUUAGAGAGCAUGCGAAGUUUUGAGGCAGAGCAGCGCAAACGAGAAGAGCAGUCGAAAAAGCGAGAGGCCAGAGCCUUGAUUGCCAAAGAGAAGCAGCAGGCUGCAGAGCAAAAAAGGCGCGCCGAUACAGCGCUGCAGGAAGCGACAUCUCUUAAUCCUAAAUCAACAGCGACUGACUUACACGGAGACACAAAUACAACCAUUGUUGGGUCGGCAGGCAUGGUUGAGCAACAAGACGAGCUUGAUGAAUUUGCCAACGACCUAAGCUUUACCCUUAGUCAGGAGGAAAACGAAAUCGGGCGAAGAGGGGCUCCCCUUAACAGCCAGACAUUGCGCAGGCUUCCGUCAGGACCGAAACCACUACUGGCGUCAACUCAGGAGACAGACUAUGGUGAUCUUGACAUUGGUGAAAGCCUUGCCAUAUUGGAAGCUGAAAACCUGUAG